Molecule: messenger RNA, 6760 nt
Organism: Wasmannia auropunctata (little fire ant)
Lineage: Eukaryota; Metazoa; Arthropoda; Insecta; Hymenoptera; Formicidae
Gene: Pka-R2
Product: cAMP-dependent protein kinase type II regulatory subunit
Exons: 8
Coding region: 731-1708 (325 amino acids)
Biological process (GO): regulation of protein phosphorylation
Cellular component (GO): cAMP-dependent protein kinase complex
Molecular function (GO): cAMP-dependent protein kinase regulator activity
Source: RefSeq, a predicted model, not a curated record
GCUCGCUCCUGCUCGCAUCGCCAACACGAUCCAGUCCGGUCCGGUCAGGCGCUGUCGCGAGACGAGAUUCUCGGAUGCGCGGUGGAUUCGACAGUUUCUCGUGCAGCGCUUAGCCGGCACAGCGACCGCAAUCUCGUCCCGUCGCGUCGUUCCUGCCUGUGCGGUGUGGUUGAUCAUACCCGAUUUCGAUCGCGAUUUUUCUGUGCUUCAUCUUCGCUCCUCGAAGAGGACCCACGCGAGCGUGGAUUAGCGCGAAUUCGAUAUCUCGUAGUAGAUGUAUUCGCGAAGGGAGUUCUUUUCCCAGCCGAAGUCAUAUAGUUGAACAUCACCCUUCGACAGUCGGAGCACAUCCCUCCGAUUCGUUCGACUGUUCUGUUUACUCGCGAUCGUUAUAGAGAUAAAAAUGCUCAUAGAAAUUUACGUGUAGGAGAAGGAAAAAGAAACGCCGAUUAUUUAUGACUGCAUUAUUCUGCACGCGGAUGUUACGUUCCGGAGUUGUUUACCGCGCGCGCCACGUUUAUUUCGUACCACGUCGAAAUUUCUUCCGCUCCGCGUAGUAUUGUGAUAAAAUCGUGUCUGUGAAUCACCUGUAAGUAGAUACGAAACGUCGCCUACGACAUAUAUACUUGUUUCGUGUCAAGUGUACGUUGGACGUGCUGUCAAAGAAGGACGAACGUGUCCCUCGUUCCUGCACGUUUCUGCCGUGUGUACUUUUCCUCCCGCGGCCCAAAUGUCGCUCGUCUCCGUCAUCGAGCCAGUGGAUGACACAGAGCCACCAAUCGGCCGGUUUGCUUCCAGAAGGAAGAGCGUUUUCGCGGAAACUUACAAUCCCGAGGAUGACGAGGAGGAUGACGGCUUCAAGAUGGUCCAUCCGAAGAGCGACGAGCAGCGACAAAGGCUCGGCGAAAGCGUGAAGAACAUACUCCUGUUUCGCGCUUUAGACGAGGAACAAAUGGCGGACGUACUGGACGCAAUGUUCGAAAAAACCGUUCAACCGGGAGAAUUUAUUAUCCGACAGGGCGACGAUGGUGACAACUUUUAUGUGAUCGAGAGAGGGAAAUUCGAGGUGUACGUCAAAGAUCCCGUCACAGCAAAAGAUAAUCAUAUUCACACUUACGAUAAUCGCGGCGCUUUUGGAGAAUUGGCCCUUCUGUACAAUAUGCCCAGAGCAGCCACUGUCAAAGCUUUCACGUCUGGCACACUCUGGGCCAUGGACAGACAGACCUUCCGACGUAUUCUCCUUAAAUCCGCGUACAAGAAGCGUAAAAUGUACGAGAAUCUUAUUGAUAAAGUGCCGAUGUUGAAGUCUCUGGAGUCUUACGAGCGGAUGAAUUUAGCGGAUGCUCUAGUACCGAAACAGUAUUCAGAUGGCGAGCAGAUAAUCAGACAGGGCGACACCGCAGACGGAAUGUACUUCGUCGAGGACGGCGUCGUCAGGAUCACCAGACUCGGCGAGCACGGUCGUGAAAUUGAGAUUAAUCGUGUUCCGGCUGGCGGUUAUUUAGGCGAGCUGGCACUCGUGACGCAUAAACCACGCGCCGCUUCGGCCUACGCUGUGGGGGACGUCAAACUGGCAUUUUUGGACGUUGAAGCUUUCGAACGUUUGCUCGGCCCGUGUAUGGAGCUUAUGAAACGUAAUAUCGACGAUUACGAGGAACAACUAGUCAAAAUUUUCGGCAGCAAAACCAACAUCUCUGACAUUCGAUGAACUGUCUCCGGACAGAGCCACGUCGCCAUACUGCUGUACCAAAGGACGCGACACUUUCGUACAGCGUAUAAUAUAUAACGAGCACAAAAAAGAACUUGUACCACCUACUUCUGAAUCUCAUCCCGCGUGUUUUCGGGUAUCAUCUCGGAGUCAACAACUGUUUCGUAUGACUGUUCACUUAGACGUAUUACCGAUUAAGAUUCGUCGAAUAAUAGUUACCAAGUUUAUACCUACGACACACAUUGAACAAAGCUGUAGGCUGCUCGAUUAUGUGCGCGUGUAUAACGUAACAACACGGUAUUAAUGACUAUUUCUCUAAGACUGUAUUGGAUCAAAAAGAGAGUAUUAGUGCAUUCUGUUUACACGCUCGAUCGUUUUUUGCGAAACGAAUAUCUUCAUUUGUUGCCUCAGUGAAAAGAUCGGAAUGUGACAUUUUGAGAUUUACAGGACAUACAAAGCAUUAUUAUAGUAUUUAACUUGUCCCCGGAGUGACUCAAGUUUAUCUCAAUGUAUCCAAUCUAUACGCUCACACACAAUUCGUGUAUACUCUCGUGCAUUAUCCAUUUUUAAGCAAAUCAGCGGCUACAUUUGUAAGACAUAGUAGGAGUCUAGAAUAUUCGAAAUCGAAUGCCCUUCUACCGCUACUCUCUGGCAAAAGAAAAUUGCAAAUGUAAAUUUUACAAGAGAAACGACCACAUUAUUAAUUGAAUAUUGAACGCGAAUCUCUUGCAAGAUUUCUACGAAAAAUACCUAUAUAUAUAUAUGCAUAUCACUCUUUUGGAGAUAAUGAAAGUAACAUUGCCAUUUUUAAUGAAAGCAGGCAGAAUUGUACAAUAUUCUUAUACAUCCAUUUAACAAUGUAAUAUCUUGAUAAAAUAUCAGAUCAGACAAUCAAGAUUUUGUCUAUAAUUCGCGACACGUAGUAAAUACGCAUUUCGCGAAUAAAUAUUCACAUAUACUUACAUAACUAUGCAUCACACGCACAUAAUAGUAAAAUAAUUUUCUAAUUUGUUAUUUUAAUUUUACUUUUCUUAAUAGAAAUUGGUCUCUUAUGUAUAUAUGAAUUACUUUUUUACGCGUAUUAAUAUAACUUUUAUGUUAUAUUACAAACAAUGAUUCAGAGAUGUUGUUAUAACUUUGCACAUAAUUAUUUAUGAUUAAAUUAGUAUAUAUAUCACGUAACAGAUUUUUACUAAAUAAAAUCAAUUAUUUUCUAGUAAAAAAAAAAUAAAUUCUGAUAAAAGAUUGUUAUAUAUGUUCUUUAUUAUAGAAAUUGAAAAGAUAAAUGCCAGAGUCGUACAAAUGCAUUCUAUUUCGGAUAUAGAGUACUCUCUCUAAAAACUUGCACUAGAAAGUCCAGGUCUAAAGGAGCCUUAAAAUUGACUUAAAUGCGCGGAUAUAACGAUGCAAAACGAAUAUGUACAUUGCGCGUGUACAAAGUAAUAUAAAAGAAAAUAUGUAUAGCAACAUGCAUAUAAAUGUUACAUGAGAAAAAAAGGGGGCAUAUAUUUUCUAAUUGCUUUGUACUUGCAUGUAUCAGAUUAGGUGAAUUUUAGCGUAAAAAAAAAGAUAUAGCCGCGCGUUUAAGCCAACAUUAAAUUCAAGUGUGUCUUGCCAUAAAUAAUGGUAACUCGAGGAUCGUUUACGAGAAACCGUCAACUUAUUUUUAUUACAUGUGUACAAGACACGUUAUGUGUAUGAUGAUAUACAUCUAUCAUCGUGAUAAAAGUCCAGUCAAAAACCGAUUCAAUUAUAGUACGGACAGGUGCGAAUGCUAGUCACUUUUUAUAACCGUGUUUUUGUCACGCUCUCCUCUGACAAUUACAUCGGUCGCGAAAAAAAAAAAAGAAAAAAUACUUUUUAUUACGGUGAACCGUAUAUUUACUACAUGACUGAAACUCGCGAUAUGAAGCGGCAGGGCUUUUUAAAUAAUAUCACAAUCGUGUGAGGGAGAAAAGGGAGACUAGUACGAAAGUGAAGAAACGGAGAGGGGAUAGCAUAGGAAUUGAUAACCGUAGUAUUUUAUCAAUUACUCUUCACUCGCGGUAUUGACGCCUUGCAUGGCCUUAAUAAUUUUUUUUCUCUCUUUCCAUGCUCGGCUCAUUCUCUUAUUAAACAGUGUAACCAAAUCUCGCGGAAUUCUUCAAGUGAACAAUUAAAUGAAUUAAAUGGAGUAUCUCGACAAUUUGAAGAUAAUUCACACUUUAGAACGUUAACAGUUGAAAAAAAGCAGUUUGUUUGCCGAUAUAAUAUCAGUAUCUUUAGUCUUCCACUGUGUCUCCAGGCUGUGAUAUUAUUUUCGACUGAGUAUUUCAUUCCUUUCUUGUAGUCUCUUACAAGAAGCAUAAAAGAAUAUCGUAAUCAUUAUCGAAUUCGCGAGGCAUUAAACUGGUGGAUUGAUUUUUAAAUGAUUCAACCAACCUAUCUCUUAUAUAUGUAAGUGCGACAAAGAUUUUAAUGGAUUAAACAAAAGUGACUUGAUCAUUGUUGGACACGAGAACAACUCUAUACGUAUCGCAAAAGGGAAAAAGAAGAAAAAAAAACAAAAAAAAAGCUGAUUCGCAUACUGAGUAAACUCGAUACGCAUAAGUACUUACUUGUGUUAGAUUACAUUCGCUAAAUUAAGUGUGAAGUGUUGAAGUUAGAAUCUGUCCAAUUCGCAUUACUGUAUCUAUCAUGAGAUUUAUCUUAUGUGUUGCGUGUUGUCGUUUAUGUAUGGAUGUGAACGUGUUUGCAUGCGUGUAUGACGAUCGAGCCAGUAAUUCGUUAAUUUAUGUUGCUACUAUCGAUAGUUUACACUCUCCAAUAGUUGUAUAAUUCAUGUUAUCGUCAUUAAAGGCAAUACACCGAAAUAUGUCCUACGGAUAAAUAUUGUAACAGUAGUUGUAUGCCUUAUCGUGCCACUGGAUCUUCGUCUUUCUGCUUUCAAAGGGAGAAAGAUUUGUGAAAAAUCGAAGAUACAGAUUUCGUUGUACAUCCGCGAUCUACACUGCUGGAUAAAACGAUUAGACACUUUAGUAAAUUGUCAUAAAUGCCUUUAUAAGUCAAUAACGUUAGUGAAUUAAAAGUUGUGAUUUCACAUGGACGAUAAGACAUUGACAAGAAUUAUAUAAGAUAACUACGUAAAGAUUUACUCAAAAAAUGAUUCAGAAUAAUUUUAUUAUUAAUACGAGAUAUUAGAAUUUUAUUUUUACAACGUUUUUCCAAGAAAGUGUCUUUCUUGGAAUUUAAAUGUUCAUUGUUUACCUCUCAGUUAGAAAUUGGUAUCAAAUUUUAUUCAUUUAUUGAAAUAUUAUUUGAACGUUAAAAUUUUUAUUUGUUGCAUAAUGCUAUGUAACAUGCUUGUAUGAACUCAUGUCCCAGUAAUUUUCACAGUGUUUUGUCAUUGUGUCCAGCAAUGUAUAAUUAUGUAUCCACGUGUUAUAUCCAACGAUGGGCAUUCGAUUCUCUUUUCUGCAAGUUUUUAAGUAAUUCAGCUAGUAUAAAAUUUCGGAUAAUUUCGAAUAUUAUUAAAGAAUUUUAAUGAAUUUUAGCGAAUCUUUAACUUCUUGAAAAUAAUUAGUUUUAAGAAAUUUUUAAAACUUAAAAUUGUUAAAAAUUUAAUAUAUUGAUAGCUAUGUGUGAAUUAUUGCAAUUAAGUUAACAGUAUCGCGAUUUAUACAGAGAAUAAUCUUAAUUUAGAUUAAAAAUCUCUAAAUAUACAUUUCAUAUGUGUGUGGUAUAUGAAACGGUACAUGUAUCAUAAAAACUUUUAAUGAACGCAAACGUUUCAAGAUUUUCGAAACUGGGGAUACCUUUAAAAUUCAUAAACGUUUUUCGUUCCACGUAAUAUACAAAAUAAUUCGAAACUUCCGUAAUGAUUUAAAGCACUUGUUUCAGCCCAUCACUAAAAUUACAUCGCAAUUCUAGUCGAGAGCGACAUGCGACAUUGAGAAAUGUUUCCGACCAAAUAGCAUGUAUCGAAUCAGAGAGUUGACGAAUUGACAGCAGUAAUCCGUAACGGCUAAUAAUGUGCCAGUAAUACUUAGUUUUCAUAUUUGACUUACGUUUUUCCUUGGUGCAACGAUAUAUUCCUAAUGUUUUUAAUUUAUCAAGCGUAGUAGCGUUAGUAGCUGUUAUGUAUGUAUUAGCAAUGUGUCAUUGUGCAUGUAACAGUGCACUUUGCAUCGGACCAAUUUCAAGGAGCAAUUGAGCUUGCGACGUAUCUUUUCUUGCUUUUGCUCGUAUUCCUUCUUAUCGUAACGUAGCUUCAGCAUAUUUUUCGCCGAUGUAAAAACCCGUUGUACGGAAUUCCGAAGUAUCAUGCGUACUAAUAACUGUACUGCCCUCCCGCCCUGCUCACGGUGAUUUUAAAUAUUAUUUCUAUCGCGCGCGCAUCGCGAACUGUAAAAUUCAUACACAGAGUCUACACGUGACUCGACGGAUAUCUGCGAAAAGUAAAUUUUCAAGUAACUUUCCAAAAUCUCUUCCUGCAUUAAUGCACUUAAAGAAAAGCAAUACGAGUCUCAAACUCGAUUGCAUGCUGACAAUCGUCCGGUGUCAUCACACGAGAAACGCUUGUAUUAUGAAAAGUAUUUUAUGCCUUUAUUUAUUCUUUUAGAAAUCUCUAUAUUAGCAUUUAAAUGCUAUCGAAAUGCUUUCUUCGCUCGUGAUCAACAACUGCACUUCUUUCUCCAUAAAUGGUGAUAAUAUUAAUGUUCCGCCACGAAGAAAAAAAAAACAGAGAUUAUGCUUUUAAAUUCCUUCGACAGCGACAGCACGUAAGUUAAACGCGUCGUAGAUGCUUACGUGCAAUUAUAAUAAAAUGAAAGAGAAGAGUACACUCUCUAUAUGCGGUUAAACAAAAAAACGAUCGGUGACAAAAUUUAGGACGUUUGAGGGUCCGAAAGUGUGUACGUCUCUUUCUCUCUCUCUCUCUCUCUCUUUGCGUAUUCCCAUUGUGUCCCAUUGUGUCAUUUUCUAUUAUGUCUUCGAACCAAAGCAUGAUAAAGAGGAACCUCUCUGAUUGUACUGUGAAUGUUGAAUAAAUUUAGAACGUAAUUAGCCUUAAAA